AUGAAUAAAGUUACUGCAUUUGGUACACAGGCAGAUAAGGCAAUAUCAGAAGACUAUGAUUAUGCAAAGUUCACUAAUAAGGAAGAAAUUAGCAGUGGUUCUUAUGGAAAUAUUUCUCGUGCAAACUGGAACGGUUCCGAUACCGUUAUGGUUCUAAAAUUUUCAUAUAAUUCAGAUAUUAAGAAAUCGUUAAUGAGAAACGGAUUCCAUUAA
Molecule: messenger RNA, 213 nt
Organism: Funneliformis mosseae
Lineage: Eukaryota; Fungi; Glomeromycota; Glomeromycetes; Glomerales; Glomeraceae
Source: the annotation of a GenBank genome assembly